AUGCAGCAGCGUUGCCGACUGUUUCUGGACGAAUUGGAACAGUUUCAGGCAUAUCUGAAGGACCAGAAGAAGGAAAGACAAGUUGAAUUGAGGACCUUCAAAGCUAGCUUGCAAUCGGAAAUGAGAGCCAUUGACAGACUAGUAGCCGCAGAUCCAAACCUCCCGAGAACCGUACAAGGCUUGCGAACGUCUAAUCUCUCAUUCUUUGAGGCUGUGUGGUCAACUGCAAAGACCUGUACCGACCUGACUGCUCUGAAGCAAAGAUUCUACUGGCUUCCAGGACCACACCCCGCCUACGUUAAUGGACAAGUUGCACCUCCUGUAACAAGAGAUCGGACAUACAGCACUGUGGUUGAUAUUGUUUCCCGGGGUGGCUUGGAGUGGGUCAAAGUUUCCUCGGUUACAGAAAAAAGAAUUAUCUGGGACUUGACGAGAGCUGGCUGGGCUGCAGAUUCAUCAAGCGAAGAAAGCGAAGAAGUUCAAGCAGAUGAUGGUCUGAAUCUGGAAGGACUCCUGAAGCAGGCUGAAGCUCUUGUCAAAGCAAGCCAGGCUACCAGAGUUCGAUACCAACAUCCCAAAAUUCGCCUUGUUCUUCCCAACAUCAAAGCCCAGCCAGACGCCAAAGUGGUAGCCAACGUCCUGCGGCAAAUCAGAAAUCUAGGUGUUAAUGUGCAGACUGCUGAGGAUAUGCCAUCUACAUUUCCAUCUGUAACCGAAGUGCUAAGUCGCCUUGAUACUGAUCCAUUCGAAGCCUUUUCUGGAACUCUGAACGUGGACUGCAGCAUCCUGCUUGCGUUUGCAAGUGACGUGUCACAUGGAAGAGUUGAGCCCGAGCACUGGCAUAAUAAAAUCAUCUCAAGGCAAAUAGAAAUGGAAAGUGAGGAUAAUGUUUUGCCGAGUAGCAUAUGGCCAGCGUGCGGUGCUAGAAAAUUGGUCUGCACGCGUGAAGCUGCUGAAAAAAUGCAGGAGAUUGUGGACACAAUGGGGACCGAAACAGAGAAGAGACGAGCUGCCUUGCUACUUGGCAGGGAUUCCUGCUUGUCAAGAGAACAGGCUCUUGAAGAGUUUCAAAAGUUCUCGGACUAUCCAAUUCCUCCGGAAUGGAAUCUUCCAAUCGAAGUGGUCGAUGUCGACAUGGCUUCUAUUAUGGCAAGUCUUCCAUCUGCCGCAAAGAAGGUGUCAGAGAUCUUUCUCCCAACAGGCAUCAAUCGAUCUGUAUUUCUGUUUGGUUGGUCUGCCGACUUAACAACUAUCAGUAGCAACGCCGCAGCCGCGAGAGAUAUUGAGAUGGCAAUCGAGGAGCAAAAUUUAUCUUCCAAGAGACUCAAGGGGCAGGCCACUGCACAAGACACCAAGGGACCGAACAUAUGGAUUUGUCCAUUUGCGCGAUCUCUUGUCGGCAAAGAGAAAACCCGAAGAGGAGCUAAGAAUGACACCGUUGAGUAA
This is a messenger RNA of Hyaloscypha bicolor E, 1446 nucleotides long. RefSeq lists its product as uncharacterized. The record is from RefSeq and is a predicted model, not a curated record. The transcript has 3 exons. Lineage: Eukaryota; Fungi; Ascomycota; Leotiomycetes; Helotiales; Hyaloscyphaceae. The coding region runs from base 1 to 1446 and encodes 481 amino acids.